Messenger RNA from Morus notabilis, 504 nucleotides. RefSeq names its product probable calcium-binding protein CML16. NCBI's taxonomy places the organism in Eukaryota, Viridiplantae, Streptophyta, Magnoliopsida, Rosales, Moraceae. Bases 1 to 504 code for a protein of 167 amino acids. Gene Ontology annotation, molecular function: calcium ion binding. The transcript has 2 exons. The record is from RefSeq and is a predicted model, not a curated record.
AUGGUUUUAAACUACCUACCCCAUACCCAUAGAGAUCCGCCCCAACCUGAAUGGAGCAUUGAGCAGCUAACAGAAGUUUUCAAAAGUUUUGACAGAGAUAAGGAUGGUCAACUUUCAAAGGCCGAGCUCAGGGCAGCCUUCAAUUAUCUUGGGUCGCGUUUCGGCUAUGGUAGAGGUCGCAUCGCUUGUUAUAAAGCUGACAACAAUAAAGACGGCCUCAUCAAUCUCCAUAAUGAUGAGCUUACUAUCCUCGUCAACCCGAAACCUGCGGUGUACGACAAAGAAAAGUUGAAAAGCGUGAUUAGACGCUACGACACCGACGGCGACGGUAACCUAAGCAGGAAAGAGCUUAAAAAAGCAUUCAAAGAAUUGGGUGCUACUGCUCCCGGAUGGCGAGCUAUUCGAGCCCUUUGUCACGCCGACAAGAAUAGAGAUGGCUUCAUUAGCGAGGAGGAGUUGGCUAAUCUUGUCCACUACGCCGCCCAAAGAGGAUACGUCCUUUAA